UCAGCACCAGACAUUCAAGCCAGCCAAACUCUGAGAUCGCCAAAAUGCUUCAAAAAUGGCAUGUAUUCAUGUUGUACACCUCGGUCCUACCGGUAGCCUCAGCCAGUAAACAUCGUGCGCAACCCUGUGUAGCCUUGGCGGCUGCGCUCCCGGGGCUCGUGAUCUUCCCCAACUCAACACUCUACGACACCCACAACUUCUACUGGUCGGAGCGCCAAUCCAAUCUCAGCCCUUCCUGCUUCGUCGCGCCCAACACCGCGCAGGACGUGUCCACAGCCGUCAAGGUGCUCACCCGCCACAACGCGCCCUUCACCGUCAAAGGCGGCGGGCACACCCCCUUUGAGGGCGCCUCCAGCAUUGAGGACGGGGUCACCAUCACCCUGGCAUCCCUCACCGACAUCACGGUUUCUGCCGAUAGAAAAACCGUUUCCGUUGGCGCCGGGAACAGAUGGAUCAACGUGUCGGAAGCGCUGGAUCCGCUGGGCCUCGCUGUGGUAGGCGGAAGGAGCGCAACAGUCGGUGUCAGUGGUCUGACGCUAGGAGGGGGCAUUUCCUACUUCUCUGGCACUCGUGGCUGGGCAUGCGACAAUGUGCGCAACUAUGAGAUUGUCCUCGCCUCGGGAGAGAUCGUCAACGCGUCCCCUGUCACCAACCGUGACCUUUUUUGGGCUUUGCGGGGUGGAGGCGGUACCAACUUCGGAAUCGUCACCCGUUUUGACCUGGCUGCCCAUGAGCAGGGCGAUCUCUGGGCAAGCUCGCUCAUCUGGCCCGGAAGCGUAAACACAACCCUGAUUCCGCUCUUGCAUGACCUGCUCGUGCGCAACCUAGUAGCAGACCCUGCCGCACAUCUCUAUUUCAUCCUGGUCAACGAUGCCUCCCUAGGGGGCUACGCGGUCGUGAGCGACCAAUUCCACUCCACCCACGCCAACAUCUCCCCGCCGGCAGUCUUCUCCCCCUUCCACGACGUGCCCGCAUUAUCAGUCAACACGCGCAUCGCCAACGUCUCACGCCUCUCGCGGGACAUUGAGCAGGCAUUUGGCGGCCGUACAACCUGGUGGGACACGACCGUAGCAGCGACUGCAAGUCCUAACCUGCUAUUGGAUAUUGUCCCACUCUUUGAGGCACACGUAACCCGGCUGAGAGCGGCCGCCGAACCCGUCAACUCGACAAUGACGCCCUUUAUGGUCUUCCAGCCUAUCACACUCAACAUCCUGCAAGCGAUGCAGGUCAACGGGGGCAACGCGCUCGGCUUGAAACCUGAAGACGGGCCGAUCAUGAUCGUGCAGGUGAAUGUAAUGUGGUCGAGCCCGUUGCUGGAUGCGGCUGUCGAGGAAAGUUGUGGUCGCCUCAUUCGCGAGAUUGAUACGCUCGCUGCCGAGCGUGGGGCCAGGUCCAAGAACGGCUAUAUUUAUAUGAACUACGCCGGACGGCCGCAGGACGUAUAUGCUGGCUACGGCUUAGAAAGUUUGGCGAGACUCAGGAAAACGGCGAGAAAGUGGGACCCGAAUGGCGAGUUCCGGAAGUUGUGGAAAGGGUAUUUCAAGCUCUAAGACAGCAGGUGUCCCGGGAAUCUGCCACGAGCAGGAUUCAGCGUCGGCGGGGAUUUGGAGACCAUGGACUGGCAUUCAUGCUCGAACGGGACGUGUUCGACAACCUAAAUCUCUGUCAUUUUGUCAGUAACAGGUCUCUUAACACCGUAUUCUCAUUGCCUUACCAAGACUGUCUCAAUCCUGUCAUGGCCCUGC
Canariomyces notabilis is the source of this 1745-nucleotide messenger RNA. Its product is annotated as FAD-binding domain-containing protein. The record is from RefSeq and is a predicted model, not a curated record. The transcript has 2 exons. Gene Ontology annotation, molecular function: FAD binding. Lineage: Eukaryota; Fungi; Ascomycota; Sordariomycetes; Sordariales; Chaetomiaceae. The coding region runs from base 45 to 1550 and encodes 501 amino acids.